This is a messenger RNA of Entelurus aequoreus (snake pipefish), 1263 nucleotides long. It is a transcript of the gene grhpra, whose product is annotated as glyoxylate reductase/hydroxypyruvate reductase a. Gene Ontology annotation, cellular component: cytosol. Bases 63 to 1049 code for a protein of 328 amino acids. Lineage: Eukaryota; Metazoa; Chordata; Actinopteri; Syngnathiformes; Syngnathidae. The transcript has 10 exons. The record is from RefSeq and is a predicted model, not a curated record. Gene Ontology annotation, molecular function: hydroxypyruvate reductase [NAD(P)H] activity; hydroxypyruvate reductase (NADH) activity; glyoxylate reductase (NADPH) activity.
UUACUUCCGGGUUAAUGUGGCGUUGGAGUCGUUGAAAGUUAACAAUUAACCAACCCAGUAGGAUGAAAGCAGUUGGGAAACUCAUGAAGGUUUACGUGACGAGACGCCUUUCGCAGGAAGGGAUGAAGAUCCUGUCAUCAUCUGGAGUGUGUGACGUGUGCAUGUGGGACUCCAAUCAACCUAUUCCAAGAGAAGAGCUUCUCAAAGAGGUGCAGGGGGCCCACGGUGUCCUGUGCCUGCUGUCAGACAAGGUCGAUGCUGAGGUUCUGAAUGCCGCAGGACCCAACCUGAAAGUAAUCAGCACCCUCUCUGUGGGAUACGACCAUUUGGACCUUAAUGAAAUAAAGAAACGUGGUAUUCGUGUAGGUUACACGCCUGAUGUCCUGACUGAUGCCACAGCUGAGCUGACUGUGGCUCUGCUCCUGGCCACAGCUCGCAGACUACCUGAGGCGGUGGACGAAGUGAAAAAUGGAGGCUGGAGCUCCUGGACACCGUUCUGGAUGUGCGGGUAUGGUCUGUCAGGCAGCACUGUGGGAGUCAUCGGCCUGGGACGCAUCGGGAUGGCCAUCGCUCGCCGCCUCAUGCCAUUUGGAGUAAAGCGGCUGCUUUACUCUGGGAGAACUGAGAAGGCUUACGCCGCUGAGCUAAAUGGAGAGUUUGUUCCUCUGGACACUCUCAGGUGUGAGAGUGACUUCAUCGUAGUGUCAUGCUCGCUGACACCAGAGACCCAGGACCUGUGUGACAAGACCUUCUUCAGCAAGAUGAAAAAGACGGGAAUCCUCAUCAACUCAAGCAGGGGGGCUGUAGUGAAUCAAGAGGAUCUUUACGAGGCUCUGAAAAGUGGACAAAUAGCAGCAGCUGGCCUGGACGUAACAACACCCGAGCCACUACCGACCAACCACCCGCUUCUCACACUCAAAAACUGUGUGGUGUUGCCGCACAUCGGCAGCGCCACCUACUCCACCAGAGGCGUCAUGGUUGCCUUGGCAGCCCGAAACCUGCUGGGGGGUUUACAGGGCACAGAAAUGCCCAGUGAACUUGCACUCUAGAAGCUAAAAUGGAGGAUGUGGUGCCGCACAGCACAUACAGUAUGUAACUAUCAGAAUAUGGAAGCAAGUCUUUUUGACAUAAUUGCCUUUAAUUAGUUCAAUCUCUCGCAAACUGCACUUCUUACAUUAUUCUUAAUAAACCUAUUUGUUGCAUAAAUGUAUUCCACUGUUGCCUGUUCUUUCAGCAGCAUAAUAAAAGUGUUAGUUUCUUCAA